This is a messenger RNA of Mauremys reevesii (Reeves's turtle), 1740 nucleotides long. Its product is annotated as butyrophilin subfamily 1 member A1-like. Gene Ontology annotation, molecular function: signaling receptor binding. The record is from RefSeq and is a predicted model, not a curated record. Gene Ontology annotation, cellular component: external side of plasma membrane. Gene Ontology annotation, biological process: T cell receptor signaling pathway; regulation of cytokine production. Lineage: Eukaryota; Metazoa; Chordata; Testudines; Geoemydidae. The coding region runs from base 16 to 1596 and encodes 526 amino acids. The transcript has 11 exons.
UUCCCAGACCCAGCUAUGAUGACGGGGAAGGUUCCCUCAUUCUCCCCUGGCUCCACAGUGAGCUCCGCUCUGCCCGGCUACGUCACUCUCUGCCUUACUCUACAGGUUCUCAGGCUGGCGUCAGCACAGUUCACAGUGACUGGAUCUGACCGUCCAGUUACUGCAUCCCUAGGUGGGGAGGCCAUCCUGCCCUGCCACCUCUCCCCCAGGAUGAGCGCUGAGAACAUGGAGGUGAAAUGGUUACGAUCCCAGGACUCUGCAGUGGUGCACCUGUACCGUGAUGGGAAGGAUCAGUACGGAGAGCACAUGCUGGAAUAUCGAGGCAGAACUGAGCUCUUGAAAGACGACAUCACCAAUGGGAGAGUUUCCCUGAGAAUACAUGAUAUCCGACCCUCCGAUGAUGGACAGUACACAUGUUAUUUUCAGUCCCGUGCCUCUUACCAAGACGCUUUAUUGGAACUACAGGUGGCAGAUUUGGGCUCUGCUCCUGCCAUCUCUGUGGAGGGACAUCAGGACAGAGGGAUCCGGGUGGUGUGUCGAUCAUCCGGAUGGUACCCAGAGCCCAAGGCUCAGUGGAGAGAUCACCAGGGGCAGCUCUUACCAUCGGCCUCUGAAGAAAUAACCCCAGAGGCCAAUGGCCUGUUUCAAACAGAGAUUGUCAUUGUUCUAACAGAAGAGUCCAACCAGAAAGUGUCCUGCUGUGUCAGGAACCCCCGACUCAACCAGGAGAGAGAGUCAGUGAUUUCCAUAGCAGAGCUGUUUUUCCCACAAGUCAAUCCCUGGACAGUGGCUCUGGGUCUGAUCCUGCCUCUCCUGGCUGUUCUCACUGCCCUGGCCAGUUACUGCUUCUGGAGGCAGCACAGAGCAAAAGAGACUCUGCAGUUGGAUAAGAAGAGCGAGAAAGAGAUCCUGCUGUCUGAACGGGAAGGAGAGAAAGAGGCCCUGCAAUCUGAGAUGGAGAGACAGAAAGCGGAAUACGAGGCAGCAAAAGAACUGGGACUCACCAGAGCCCAAGGAUAUGCAGUGGACGUGACUCUGGAUCCAGACACAGCAAAUCCCAACCUCGUCCUGUCUGAGGAUCGGAAACGUGUGAGAUGGGGAGACACACGCCAGGAUCUGCCCAACAAACCUGAGAGAUUUAAUACUUAUCCCUGUGUCCUGGGCGCUGAGGCGUUCGCGGGCGGGAGGUGUUACUGGGAGGUGGAGGUGGGAGACAAGACUGAGUGGGACCUGGGGGUUUGUAGGGGAUCUGUGAACAGGAAGGGGUGGGUCAGACGCACACCUGGGAAUGGAUACUGGGUCGUGUGGCUGAGCGGUGGGAGAUACGAGGCCUGCACUUCUCCCCCGAACCCCCUCCCCGUGAGCGUCAGGCCCAGCCGGGUGGGGAUUUUCCUGGACUAUGAGGCGGGCGAGGUCUCGUUUUACAAUGUGACUGACAGGUCCCAUCUCUUCACUUUCACUGACACCUUCUCUGGGAAGCUCCGCCCUUAUUUCAAUCCUGGUGACUAUGAUGAUGACUAUGAUGAUGGUACAAACGUGGCUCCCCUGAUCAUCUGCCCAGUCCCAGCUCAGGCCGGAGGGAAUCUCGGUCACUGACAGUGACCCUGCGGCACAGACUGGCCCCUCCCAGCCCCGCUGCUCUUCCCGCCCUCUGGUAUUGGAGGCCGGUUACUGAAGAUAACUGGAUCUUUUUUUGUGCUGCCCAGAUGCUGCCAGUUUCCCUUUUCAGCUGAAGUAGAA